Messenger RNA from Hydra vulgaris (swiftwater hydra), 2207 nucleotides. RefSeq names its product armadillo-like helical domain-containing protein 3. The record is from RefSeq and is a predicted model, not a curated record. Gene Ontology annotation, cellular component: cytosol. Lineage: Eukaryota; Metazoa; Cnidaria; Hydrozoa; Anthoathecata; Hydridae.
UUUUAAAUUUGUUUCAGUCAAAGUAUAAAAUAAUGAAAUAAAAUGAGUACCCCGAAAAAAUGCCUUAAAGAAAAAAUUGUUUUAUACUAUGAUCAAAUACUUCAGGCUGGAAGUAUCAUUGAAGACAACAGAAGCAUAUGGGACGAGUUUUUUUUAUUGAAGGUAAAUGUAGUUUAUUUGGAAGAAAGGAUUAACAAUCUUAAACCAGAGCAGUUACUUGAAUCGAAGGGCAAAAUCAAUGAGUUAUUUUUGAAAUGUGUGGAUACUUUGAAGGAAGAUAACCAAAUAAAGAUUGUUAAUUCUCUUCUGACAUUGUGUACAUUAAUGAAGUGUGUGUUCAGAAAAAAGUUUUCUGAUUUUGGUUAUGAUGUAAUCAAUAUUUUAAUUGGAUUUGAUCAAGCAGAACAGAUCACUCAGAAACUCUUUGAAACAUCAAGUGCAUUUUUAUUAGGAGAUUACUCUGUGAGUUUAAAGAAUCUUGUAUUAAAAAUGUUGUUGAUAAUUGUAACGGCUGUCGAUAAUGUUAGUUCAAACACAUUUUUAGAAUACUUGAUGAUGUUUAACUUGUUUGAUACCCUUGCUCAGGUUUUAGCUAAUCCUGUUCUUCGUGAAAGACAUGGUUAUGAGGCUGUUAUUAUGCUCUGUAUUCUGUUGAAUUAUAGAAAAAAUGAGUCGGUGAAUCCUUAUCUAAUGAAAUUAUCAUUAUUAGAUGAUGAACUUGCGCUAAAUGGACUUGGACUAGUGAUCUCAAAUAUACUAUCAACAAGUAACAGGAAUUACUACCUUCAAAAGUCAAAAGAACUAGCCAUUACUAGCAGCUUAUUGAGUUCGCUGACAACUUUUGUAGGCAGUAUGUUUGUUUCAAAUGAAGACGAUCUUCUUUCUGUAAGCUCUGAAAAUGAUGCGGUUUUGUUGGCUCUAUAUGAAGCUGUACUUACAAAUAGAAGCUUUUUUACUGUUCUUAGUCAUGUAAUGACACACGAAAAAGAUAUUAAUAGAAAAAUUAAAGAUGAGACUCUCUUGAUUGAAAGAUCAGUUCCAGUUCCUGAAGAUAAAUUACCUGAUGAUCAGUCACGUUCUAUUGAUGAGGAGCAAUCAAGAAACUUAAUGGCCACUCUUUUGCGAUAUUCUUCCAUUGCUAUACAAGACACAAAAACUGAACAUGGCAUCAACACUGCAAGAUUAUGUUUAAGUAUACUCAGCUGUAUUACAGAAGAUCAAUACGCAAAUUCCUUCUUACAUGAUGCUAAUAUGACAUUUUCUGUACCCAUUUAUAAAUUAAAUCUUUAUCAUAGAAAGGUAGGCCUAGAAGUCCCUUUACCAAGACCUUUAGCUUGUGUUUUGCUUGAUUUGAUGGUUGAAUUCACAGUAACCCACAUGAUGAAGCGAUUUCCUAUUCAUCUAUACCAGAAGUGCGUUGGAAUUAUUCACCGUUGUCUGUGUUACCAAAAGAAGUGCCGUAUACGUCUCCAAUAUUGCUGGAAAAGUGUUUGGACAUCUCUGAUGCAUUUAUUAAAGUUUAUUGUGUCUUCUGAAUCUUUUCUUAUUCCAAAGUAUGAUGUGUUUGAUCUUUGUACACAGGUAAUAAAUAUCUUUAACUUGUUCAUAACAUAUGGUGAUACAUUCCUUCCAACACCAACUGCUUACGAUGAUCUGUAUUAUGAAAUCAUACGUGUUCAUCAAAUCUUUGAUAAUCUUUAUACUAUGGCUUUGCGCUACAUUUCAAGUGAAAGUGAGCUAAGGGUAUCAGCCAGCAAGUUAACAAGCUGCUUGGUUAAUGUUAGGGCGAUAAUUCAUCAUUUUUCACCAAAGAUUAACUCAUGGUCACAAAAAAAUAAUAAGUUUUCUUUGUCAGAGGAAGAGGUACUAACAAUAUUAAGAGAAAACUACGAUACACUUACUCUAAAGUUAAUGGAUGGAUUGGAUAGCUAUGUAAAGCGAGUUGCUUCUUCUGAUUUUUCUUUUUUUACUCAAAUGGUUCGAAGUAUAACCAAUCGAGUCCGAAGUAAACUUGAUAUAUCAAACCUUGAACAGCGCAGUGUUUUAGAAGAAUUCUCUUCGAUAAAAUGAAUUUCGUUCUUUAAAUUUGUUAAUAGUCAUAUAUUGAUGUACAUAUCGGUCAUGUUUAUUGCAAAAAUGUAGCAUUAAACAUACUUAAAAUAGUAUUGUAACAUUUGUUUUGCUUUAAAAAAAUAUCAUGAUAACCA